Molecule: messenger RNA, 828 nt
Organism: Solanum verrucosum
Lineage: Eukaryota; Viridiplantae; Streptophyta; Magnoliopsida; Solanales; Solanaceae
Exons: 3
Coding region: 1-828 (275 amino acids)
Biological process (GO): DNA integration
Molecular function (GO): nucleic acid binding
Source: RefSeq, a predicted model, not a curated record
AUGCCCGGUGGUGAGGCUCAGAAUAUAGCUUUUCCGAAAUGGAAGCGGGAGAUGAUCAAUAUGGAUUUCAUCACUGGCUUAUUGCGAACUCGUAGGCAACAUGAUUUGAUUUGGGUGACUGUAGAUCAGAUGACUAAAUCAGCCCAUUUCUUGUCAGUGAAUACUACUAAUUCAACAGAAGAUUAUGCCAGAUUGUACAUCCAAGAGAUAGUCCAAAUUCAUGGAGUUCAUGUGCCCAUUGUUCUAGAUAGAGGUUCACAAUUCACCUCUCAAUUUCGGAAAUCUUUCCAGAAAGGUUUGUGUUCGAAAGUGAAUCUGAGUACUACUUUCCAUCCUCGGACUGAUGGUCAAGAAGAGCGGACAAUUCAGACCCUAGAAGAUAUGUCUAGGGCGUGUUUCAUAGACUCAAAGGCUCUUUAUGGGCAACGAUCUAGAUCUCUUAUUGGCUGGUUUGAGGUUGGUGAAGUUGAGCUGAUAGGGCCAGACUUGGUUCAUCAACCCAUGGAGAAGGUGUCACCUAUGAAGGAUGUCAUGAGAUUUCGUAAGAAGGGAAAACUCAGUCCCCGGUACAUAGGUCCUUAUAGGAUAUCCAAAAGAGUUGGCAAUCUAGCUUAUGAGUUGGAGCUGCCGUCACAGUUAGCAACAGUCCAUUUAGUAUUCCACAUUUCUAUGUUGAAGAAGUACAUGGGUGAUCCUUCCAUUAUAGUACCUACUAAGAACAUUGGUAUUAAGGACGACUUAUCUUAUGAGGAAAUGCCCGUUCAAAUUCUUAAUUAUCAGGUUCGCAAGUUGAGAACCAAGGAGGUUGCAUCAGUCAAGGUUUUAUGA